UUGGCUGGGAGUUGAAACCCCAGGCUAGAAGGCGACCCUUGGACUUUUUAGGUCUGAUGGCGGGCCUAUGCUGGUGUGGGAAUAACACCGCUGGUCUCAGCUGGAGGUCGCCAGCCCUUUGCAAGAGCCUGCCGGUCCCCGCGGGCUGCAGCACACCCCGUCGCGCUGUGCCCUGCCUGUGUCUGCCGGGGGCUGUAGUGCGCAGGAGCGGAAACCAGGCCGCCCUUCCCCCACCCGCUUCCGGCCGCGGCUCGGUUCUCCCGCCUCCGCCUCCGCCGCGGCUCGUGGUUGUCCCGCCAUGGCACUGUCGCGGGGGCUGCCCCGGGAGCUGGCUGAGGCGGUGGCCGGGGGCCGGGUGCUGGUGGUGGGGGCGGGCGGCAUUGGCUGCGAGCUCCUCAAGAAUCUCGUGCUCACCGGUUUCUCCCACAUCGACCUGCCACCAGGGUCUCACUAUUUUGCUUAGGCUGGUCUUGAAGGUCUGGGCUCAAGCGAUUCUCUCACUUUGUCCUCCCAAAGUGUUGGGAUUACAGAUUGAUCUGGAUACUAUUGAUGUAAGCAACCUCAACAGACAGUUUUUGUUUCAAAAGAAACAUGUUGGAAGAUCAAAGGCACAGGUUGCCAAGGAAAGUGUACUGCAGUUUUACCCGAAAGCUAAUAUCGUUGCCUACCAUGACAGCAUCAUGAACCCUGACUAUAAUGUGGAAUUUUUCCGACAGUUUAUACUGGUUAUGAAUGCUUUAGAUAACAGAGCUGCCCGAAACCAUGUUAAUAGAAUGUGCCUGGCAGCUGAUGUUCCUCUUAUUGAAAGUGGAACAGCUGGGUAUCUUGGACAAGUAACUACUAUCAAAAAGGGUGUGACCGAGUGUUAUGAGUGUCAUCCUAAGCCGACCCAGAGAACCUUUCCUGGCUGUACAAUUCGUAACACACCUUCAGAACCUAUACAUUGCAUCGUUUGGGCAAAGUACUUGUUCAACCAGUUGUUUGGGGAAGAAGAUGCUGAUCAAGAAGUAUCUCCUGACAGAGCUGACCCUGAAGCUGCCUGGGAACCAACGGAAGCCGAAGCCAGAGCUAGAGCAUCUAAUGAAGAUGGUGACAUUAAACGUAUUUCUACUAAGGAAUGGGCUAAGUCAACUGGAUAUGAUCCAGUUAAACUUUUUACCAAGCUUUUUAAAGAUGACAUCAGGUAUCUGUUGACAAUGGACAAACUAUGGCGGAAAAGGAAACCUCCAGUUCCGUUGGACUGGGCUGAAGUACAAAGUCAAGGAGAAGAAACGAAUGCAUCAGAUCAACAGAAUGAACCCCAGUUAGGCCUGAAAGACCAGCAGGUUCUAGAUGUAAAGAGCUAUGCACGUCUUUUUUCAAAGAGCAUCGAGACUUUGAGAGUUCAUUUAGCAGAAAAGGGGGAUGGAGCUGAGCUCAUAUGGGAUAAGGAUGACCCAUCUGCAAUGGAUUUUGUCACCUCUGCUGCAAACCUCAGGAUGCAUAUUUUCAGUAUGAAUAUGAAGAGUAGAUUUGAUAUCAAAUCAAUGGCAGGGAACAUUAUUCCUGCUAUUGCUACUACUAAUGCAGUGAUUGCUGGGUUGAUAGUAUUGGAAGGAUUGAAGAUUUUAUCAGGAAAAAUAGACCAGUGCAGAACAAUUUUUUUGAAUAAACAACCAAACCCAAGAAAGAAGCUUCUUGUGCCUUGUGCACUGGAUCCUCCCAACCCCAAUUGUUACGUAUGUGCCAGCAAGCCAGAGGUGACUGUGCGGCUGAAUGUCCAUAAAGUGACUGUUCUCACCUUACAAGACAAGAUAGUGAAAGAAAAAUUUGCUAUGGUAGCACCAGAUGUCCAAAUUGAAGAUGGGAAAGGAACAAUCCUAAUAUCUUCCGAAGAGGGAGAGACGGAAGCUAAUAAUCACAAGAAGUUGUCAGAAUUUGGAAUUAGAAAUGGCAGCCGGCUUCAAGCAGAUGACUUCCUCCAGGACUAUACUUUAUUGAUCAACAUCCUUCAUAGUGAAGACCUAGGAAAGGAUGUUGAAUUUGAAGUUGUUGGUGAUGCCCCGGAAAAAGUGGGGCCCAAACAAGCUGAAGAUGCUGCCAAAAGCAUAACCAAUGGCAGUGAUGAUGGAGCUCAGCCCUCCACCUCCACAGCUCAAGAGCAAGAUGACGUUCUCAUAGUUGAUUCGGAUGAAGAAGAUUCUUCAAAUAAUGCCGACGUCAGUGAAGAAGAGAGAAGCCGCAAGAGGAAAUUAGAUGAGAAAGAGAAUCUCAGUGCAAAGAGGUCACGUAUAGAACAGAAGGAAGAGCUUGAUGAUGUCAUAGCAUUAGAUUGAACAGAAAUGCCUCUAAACAGAACCCUCUUACUACUUAGUUUAUCUGGGCAGAACCAGAUUGUUAUGUCCUUUGUUCCAAAGGGAAAAAAUUGACACCAGUGACUUGAAAAUGAUUCUGCUCCCUUUGAAAGCAUUCAUUUUGCUAGAACUGUUAGACACAUUGCAGUAUGCUGUAUUGAAAGUAGGAAUAUAGUUUUAAAAACCCUUUGAACAAAGUGUGUGCAUAACCAGUCAUGAGAUAAAACAACACAAUGCAUGUUGCCUUUUUAAUGUAAAUACCCUUAGGUAUCAUUAAUAGUUUCAAAAUAUUGUGGUUUAGUAAAGUUGAUACCUGGUUAUAAAUAUUAUGCCUUUAUUUUUGGCUAGAAGAAGAAUUAUUUUUAGCCUAGAUCUAACCAUUUUCAUACUCUUAACUGAUUGAAACAGAUUCAAAGAAGUAUCGAGUGCUAUGCAUUGAAACUUGUUUUUAAAUGUUAAAUGGCACUAUGUAUAUUAAUGUAAAACAAUGUUAAUUUACUCAAGUUUUCAGUUUGUACUGCCUGGUAUGUCUGUGUAAGAAGCCAAUUUUUGUGUAUUGUUACAGUUUCAGGUUAUUUAUAUUCGAUGUUUUGUAAAACUCAAAUAACGACUAUACUUAUGGACCAAAUAAAUGGCAUCUGCAUUCUUGUUA
Molecule: messenger RNA, 2985 nt
Organism: Gorilla gorilla gorilla (western lowland gorilla)
Lineage: Eukaryota; Metazoa; Chordata; Mammalia; Primates; Hominidae
Gene: UBA2
Product: ubiquitin like modifier activating enzyme 2
Exons: 18
Coding region: 57-2315 (752 amino acids)
Biological process (GO): protein sumoylation
Cellular component (GO): cytoplasm; SUMO activating enzyme complex
Molecular function (GO): SUMO activating enzyme activity
Source: RefSeq, a predicted model, not a curated record